AUGUUAGCGAAGAAUGUCAUUUCGAUUAGUGGGCUAUCCGGUUCAGAUGGAUGUUCUGGCAAAUCUGGAUCGAAGGGUAUUUCUGGCAGAAGUAGCACUCAAUAUGACAAAGCUGGUGGUAAUGGUGGUAGGGGUGCACAUGGAUCGAACGGACAACCUGGUGAAUCUGGCGCAAAUUCUCGACAUGCAUUGAUUGAAUUAGACGGAUCAGUUGAUAAUUUAAGGGUGCGCGUAAAAAAAUUUGAAACAUUACAUACCUUUUUAAAAUGUUCUAAUACUGUUAACUCGAAUCUCGACUAUUUCUUUGAAGAAGAAGAGUAUAGUUUUCAAUUACAAAAGUCAAAAGAAAUAGUCUUGAUAAAGGCUAGAGGUGGUAAUGGAGGAGCUGGAGGACGGGGAGGGAAUGGCGGUAGCGGUGGCAAUGGUGGUCAUGCUGGUCCUGGUCGUAAUGGUAGGACGGCAAUGGAUAUUCAUAGUGAAGGCGUUGCUGCCGAAAAUGGAGGUGAUGGUCGGGACGGAGCAUCUGGUGGACGAGGAGGUGACGGCGGUAACGGAGGCAAUGGUGGCAAUGGUGGCGAUGCAGGUGAUGGUGGACAUGUUGAAAUUUAUAGUUCAAAUUCUCAUUUAUUUAUGUUAAUUGAAGUGGAUUGUCAGGCGGGAUUAGCAGGUAAAGGUGGUUGUAGUGGAACAGGUGGUGUUGGAGGUGUAGGUGGGGCAGGUGGAGCAGGUGGUCGUGGUGGCAGAGGUGGCCAUAAUUCAGCACAUAGUUUUGGUUCUUACAAUGGUAGCAAUGGUGCGCAAGGUUCUACAGGAACAGAUGGAUCUGAUGGUAAAUCAGGCAAAGAUGGCUUAACUGGUGUCGAUGGUUGCGUUGCAAAUCAUGGUUCAGUUCAAUAUACUCGAAUAGAUAUGAAUGGGAAUGUUAUCGAGAGGGGACCCACUAAGUAUCACGCCAGUGUUAGCGGUUAUACUAUAACUAAUGAGAAUAACGAUGAAAUUUAUGAGCCAAAUUCGGACUUUUUUAUUACAGAUGUUCGAUGGACAAAUAACGGCUCAAUAACUUUACCGAGUGGUUCUAUAUUAUCGUUUUCAUCUACAAAAUAUAUUUCUAAUAAGGUCAACGACGCUAGUUUAUUGAUGCAAGCCACUGUUAAUCAAACGCUUAUCGAUUCUCACAAAUUUAGAUGUCAUCUUAAUGCAGUACCCGUACCCUCAGUCAAUCAACCAUACAUUCAGCCCGUAAUAAUAACAGCAGAAAUUAAGUUAUUAAACCGCUUAUUUCGAAAAAAUCAAUUUUCAACUACUAUAACUUGUCAAUACCCGAUUCAAAUUAUAAAUGUUCAAGUUCCAACUGUUCUAGGCAUUGGUGAACGAGAUAUCGUAACAAUAACUUUCAAGAAUAUUUCUACACGAUCAUAUGGUACUUGUCCAAAUUCAGCUGGUUUCGUAGAAUUUAUAUUCUCAUGUCAUCCUUUAAUAAAAAUCAUAUCUAUAAACGGAGAAUUUCUGUAUGAUAUGAAAAACGCUGGAAACGAUCACUAUAAAGUCAAUGAAAUAAUCCUACGUAAAUCAACGAAGCAUAUUAGCUUUGAAGUUAGUUCUAGUGCAGAUGCUAUUUAUCAAGUUUAUGAAAGUUUGCCUUGGAGCUUUGUCUUGUUAUUGCGUGAUAAACCAAUUGAAAAGCAUGAAAACAAUAUUCAGAUCGUACCAUCAUUUAGGUCUAAUAUUCAUACUGAUGUACUUCUAUUUACAAGUUCACCAUUUACUCGAACUGACUUCCUUACAUAUAUGAAUUUAUUUCGUUUGUUUAAUUAUUCCAAUCAACUAUGGGAUAUACGACGGUAUGGAACAUUUCAUCAUCCAACAGUUAAUUGGUUGAAUACAACAGAUUUGAUUAUUUUUAUUAGUUCAGAUCCUCAAUCAACAUAUGAUGUAAUGAAAUCUGAAUUGCUGUUACAACAUAUGAAUUCAUCCGCGAAUGCUGGUUUUAUAUGUAUGAAUGCGUCUGAGUAUGAUCAGAAAUAUGUGUAUCAAUCUAUUUUGAACUCCUAUCUUGCUAACCGAAUAAUCAUCAUUUCAGGGGAUAAUUAUUCAUUAGUUCAUCGACAUUUACCAUUCAUAUUGAGCUAUGGAUUGACUACUAAACUUCAGACCAGCGUUGAUAAAAUGAGUAUCCAAUCAGAAAAUCAAGAUAUGACUGAAAAUAAAAUUCAUUUGAACUCACGAUUUGGUAGAUUAAUAUGCGCUAUAUUGAUGUAUCAAGGAUUUGGAAAAUCAUAUAGAAUUAUUAGCGAAAAAAAUCGAUUAGCAGAUUAUAUAUUCGUAACUGACUCAAUUCAAUUAGAUUUCAAUCAAAUAUUAGUUAGUCUUGCUAUGUCAAUUAUUGAGUAUGAAUAUGAUCGAAACAGUUUAGAAUUUCUAUUAACCAAAAAUUUAAUGAAAGAAAUCGCUAAUAUCAUUACGAACAAAAAUAGUGUUACCAAUAAUUGGUUCUAUUUAUUGAUUCAGUCAUUAUAUGAAUACAUUGAUAGUAAAUUUUCGAAGUCUUUUCCUUGGUGUACUUACACAAAAAAAGCACAACAACGACAUAAAUUACAGAAGAUCAUCAACGAUAUUACUUCAUUAGCAGCAUGUAAAAUACCGAAAAAUAAAGAGAUAUAUGAUCUAGUUCGCGAUUUAAGACUACAAAGAUUAGCAAAGUUACAAUUACCAGGAGCGGAUCACAAAUAA
This is a messenger RNA of Adineta ricciae, 2730 nucleotides long. Lineage: Eukaryota; Metazoa; Rotifera; Eurotatoria; Adinetida; Adinetidae. The record is from the annotation of a GenBank genome assembly.